AUGGCAGGGAACUCUCCACCGAGACGGAGUUCACGUGCAAGAACAGUACAGUCACAAUCGCAAUCCCAGUCGCAAUCACAUCACUCGUCCACAUCCUCGAGUCUCUCAGGUCGUCCCGAGCGGAACACCAGAUCGGUCAACAAGACAGACUCCCCUCAGAAGUCUACUCCCAGUCUUUCUGACGAGCCGCCCGACGAGUCUGUGGCGAGCACCGACGAUCUGCCCACCAGGCGGCGUCGCACCCGUGGUCAAGGACAAGGACAAGAAGACGAACGCGACAAACCACUUCCACAUCGCGACACCAUCGAGAUGGCCGGCGACCCCGACGAGUUGCUGGAGGAGGACGACGGCGCCGUUCGCUGCGUCUGUGGCUUCGACGACUACCCGGGCCCGCCGCCAGUUGAUGAUGAUAAGAAACAUGGCCCCAAAGACUCAAUUGACGUCGAGCCCCUGCUGCCAUCCGAAAUUAAUGAUGACGUGGCUGGGCUGUUCGUGCAGUGUGAUGUCUGUAAUGUCUGGCAGCACGGCGCCUGCGUCGGAAUUAUGAGUGAAGACACGACGCCUGAUGAAUACUACUGUGAGGAAUGCAGGAAAGACCUUCACAAGGUACACAUAGCUAGCAAUGGACAACGCUACUCGCACUAUUUCCCCAUCCUUCCUAACCUCCGAAAGUCCACCACGCGAUCACGAUCUCCGAAGGAGAAAGACAGCAAAGAGAGGGAAACGAGAAGUGGUCGGCAGUCGUCGAUCACACAGGCGUCCAAGAGAAGGUCUACCAUGAACAGUAGAGAUGCGGCUUAUGAUGAGGAAGAGCAGCUUCGUCUCGCCAUCGAGGCUAGUAAGGAGGUCGUCGGCGCAGACAGUGCCAUUGAGAGUACUAGUGGUAGCAGGAGAUCCAAACGUGGCCGUGACGAUAGCGAGGAGAAGCCGGAUAUUGGCAAGAGACAACGGACAAAGUCGAAGUCCCCCUCGCCAGCAGAAGACGACAAUGAGCAACCGGAUGCCCUCGAGGACUCAGAGGAGGCUGCAAACAGAAGCGGAUCGAAGAAGUCCCGAAACCUGGUGACCCGCAAUCAGGGUCAGCACAAGGAGAAGGAGCGGGAGGAACGCGAGCGCCAAAGGGCUGAAGCAGCAAAGAAGCGUAGCGGUCGAGCGGAACGCCGACGAGCUGAUGGUAGCACACCCGCAUCUACGAUUCUUGUGAAGGGGCUGGAGGCUCAAGUGGAUACAGAUUCAGACCCCUCGGAGGAACUGCCCCUGGCAACUCGGACGGCAGCCAGCCGGACGGCAGGCGAGAAGGCGACGGCGACAGCGACAGUAGCGAGUGAGAGCAAGGCGGAGACGACUUCCACAGUUGAGGCACCACCUUCGUCACAACCAACACCCGACACGCCACCAACACACACACCCGUCCAAAGCUCCUCCAAACCAAAACGGCCCCAAGCCAAGAAAGGCAAAGGGAGAAAUCAAUACACCAAGGAUCGAGACGUACGCGACGAGACUUCUCCAGCGCGCUCUCAAUCUAGAGAUGUGCAGGGACACGACGCUGGACACACACAUCAUGGAAAACCGGGCGAGGCCUCACAUAAGCCACACUCGCGGGCUAAGGGCGGAUUUAAUAGCAAGGUGUCCAUGACUGACAUGAAGCGGAAGGCCAGCGCAAUGCUAGACUACAUAUCCAGAACACAGGUUGAGAUGGCAGGAGAAACAACACCGCCCAACAACGACAGUCCCAAGACGGGCGAGGGCGUGGCUCCGCAGAGUGCCGGGAAUGGGGCCCGUUCAGGACAGAGAAAGGCGCCGGAACUCACUUCUGGCGAAUCUAACUCGACCGCUCAUGCGAUGGGUGCACAAAAAGACUUCAAGGAGCUUUCGUCCAUGGAGAUGAUGGCUCGUCUGUCGACUGACUUGGUCAAAUGGCAGCAGGAGUUCGCUUCCUGA
Messenger RNA from Diaporthe amygdali, 1941 nucleotides. Its product is annotated as PHD-finger domain-containing protein. The record is from RefSeq and is a predicted model, not a curated record. The transcript is spliced from 3 exons. Gene Ontology annotation, cellular component: Rpd3L-Expanded complex; Rpd3L complex. Bases 1 to 1941 code for a protein of 646 amino acids. Gene Ontology annotation, biological process: negative regulation of silent mating-type cassette heterochromatin formation; negative regulation of rDNA heterochromatin formation. NCBI's taxonomy places the organism in Eukaryota, Fungi, Ascomycota, Sordariomycetes, Diaporthales, Diaporthaceae.